GCGGGAUUUGCUAGUUUUUACUACUCGGACUAAUGUUACUGUCUCCAGUUUGAUGCUAGCGCAAUGGACUCAACAUUUAAAACUGUUUCACACUUUUCUGGACUCUAAAGUGGUCAGUCAUGUCGGUUCCCAUGGAAACGCAGCUUCAAAGUAUAUUCGAGGAUGUGGUGAAGACAGAGGUCAUCGAGGAGGCGUUUGCAGGGAUGUUCAUGGACACGCCGGAAGAUGAGCGGACCAAACUGAUCAGCUGUUUAGGAGCUUUCCGGCAGUACUGGGGCUCGCUCCCUCAGGACUCCCAUGAGCAGUGUGUGCAGUGGAUCGUACGCUUCAUACACAGCCAGCACAGCCCCAAGCGCAUCUCCUUCCUCUAUGACUGUUUAGCCAUGGCUGUGGAGACCAGCCUGCUGCCUCCCAAGUACACACACACACACACACACACACACACACACAGAUAGAUCUUUAGAUCUUUCUUACAGCAAUGUUACGUUUAUAUUAUGAUAGUUCCGUGAAGACAGUAGCACAGGUUAGUGUUAAUGUUCUCGUUCUGACUCAUUAGUGUUUCCAUAGCAACAGGUCAUUCACAGGGACGUGACCGGCGAAGAUGUUUCACAUUUAUGGAAGAAGUCUUCACUGUCUGUCAGUAGGGCACUCUAAAUCCUUUAGUGUAGCACACAGUAGGGUAGGAGAAAAACAUACAUUCAUUUAAGUGCGUUGAAACUAAAUAAAUCAGAGCGUGAACUGAGAUCAUUCCAUCUUCCAGUAUUCCAGGGUAGUGCUGUUUUAAAUUUUCUCACUAAAUUCUCUCACUACAACUAGAAGGUUCUCAAUCAAAUGUGACUUUUUUUUUCUAACAUUAACGUUUGUAAGAUACCUGAAAUUAAUUCGUAGGAUUUAGAGCAGAUGUGUCUAAUAAAUACUCCAUCAUGGUCCAACCUGCGUUAAAUAUUAAAGAAGCACUCCCAUAGCGUUCCCAUAGUGUCAGCCAUGGCGCAGUGUCAGUCAGGUUUCUUGAAAGGUUGAUCUAUUCAUGAUAAUAGACUUGACUUGAGCUUGACCUACUGGACUACUAUUACUUAAUUCAAGAUGAAGUGUUGGAACUUAUGUUUCAUACUCUUGGACUGUUUGGUUUUGGAGAAAACUGAAGUUACUUAACUAAGGUUAAGUUACUUUAUGAAGACACUAAUAGUCUAACAGUAACAGUCUUGUUACUACAGGAUUCAUCGCAAAAAUUCUCAAUUAAUAAAGGAAUAAAUCAAUGUUGUCUAUCUCACCCCUGCUCUUUAUUAUUAUAAAAACAAAGAAAAAAACACAUUACAUUAGAAAAGGAAUUAUAGUCAUGAAUUAUGAAAUCUGAAAAGCCAUUAAAGGAACUAUUAAAAAUUAAAAACCUUUUAGUUUCAUAUACCAAAUUCAAUCUUUAUGAAACUAGGAGGUAUCAGCUUUCUCCUUAGAUGUGACUAUGACCUUAAAACUAAA
This is a messenger RNA of Hemibagrus wyckioides, 1476 nucleotides long. RefSeq names its product mediator of RNA polymerase II transcription subunit 23-like. Gene Ontology annotation, biological process: positive regulation of gene expression; regulation of transcription by RNA polymerase II. Lineage: Eukaryota; Metazoa; Chordata; Actinopteri; Siluriformes; Bagridae. Gene Ontology annotation, cellular component: transcription regulator complex; mediator complex. The transcript has 4 exons. Bases 120 to 455 code for a protein of 111 amino acids. The record is from RefSeq and is a predicted model, not a curated record.